AUGACCGUCCAACCAACCGCAAAAUCAUUUACCGUCGCCCUCCAACCCCCUCCGGGACCGAACCUCUCCCUCCCCACGCCCUCCAACCCAUCCCCACCAACAAACCCCCCAAUCUUCAACGACGCAAUGGCCAUCCGCCUCAAGGUCUUCGUCGAGGAACAGCACAUCUCCGCCUCAGCCGAGAUCGACGACGACGACCCCCGCAGCUGGCAAUGGGUGAUAUAUGACAGCAGCAACGCCGUCAAAACCCCCAUAGCGGUGAUUCGGCUCGUCCCGCCGCCGCAGGCACCGCAUGAACUCAUCACGAACCCCGGUGCGGCCGCGUCAUUAUUGCCAAAGUACGAUACUGCACAUGAGCCGUAUAUCAAGCUGACGAGGGUGGCGGUUUUGAGGGAGUAUCGGGGUCUUGGGCUAGGGCAGAGACUCGUUAAUGAGGCUUUGGGGUGGGCGAGGGGCCAUGGGGAGGAGAUCGAGAAGGCGUCUCGACGGGUGGUGGGGAAGGAGUUGAAGUGGAAAGGGUUGGUGUUGGUCCAUGCGCAGGUGCAGCUGGAGAAGAUGUAUGAGCGGUUUGGGUUUGUGACGGAUGAGAAGAUGGGGAGGUGGGAUGAGGAGGGGAUUGAGCAUAUAGGGAUGUGGAAGAGGAUUGACGUAGAGACUCGUUCAUAG
This is a messenger RNA of Aspergillus pseudoviridinutans, 666 nucleotides long. RefSeq names its product GNAT family N-acetyltransferase. NCBI's taxonomy places the organism in Eukaryota, Fungi, Ascomycota, Eurotiomycetes, Eurotiales, Aspergillaceae. Gene Ontology annotation, cellular component: Golgi apparatus; endoplasmic reticulum; endoplasmic reticulum-Golgi intermediate compartment. Bases 1 to 666 code for a protein of 221 amino acids. The record is from RefSeq and is a predicted model, not a curated record. The transcript has a single exon. Gene Ontology annotation, biological process: UDP-N-acetylglucosamine biosynthetic process. Gene Ontology annotation, molecular function: glucosamine 6-phosphate N-acetyltransferase activity; monosaccharide binding.